AUGGCUGCUGUGCCGGACUAUUAUAAGCUUUUAGAGAUUCCUCGGGAUGCCUCUGACAACGAUGUUAAAAAGGCGUACAGGAAAAAAGCCCUGCAGUGGCACCCAGAUAAAAACCCAGAUAGGAAGAAUUAUGCUGAACAGAAGUUCAAAGAAGUUACAGAAGCCUACGAAGUGCUGUCAGACAUUUCUGAAGAAGAGUUGAGAUUCACCUUUCGCAGCCCCUGGGAUGUUUUCCGAGAGAUGUUUGGGACCUCGGACUCCUAUUCUGCCAAGAAAGAAGAAGAGGUCCCAUGGUACUUACGAGGUCCUUUAUUUUCCAUCUCCAUUUCAGAAGAUUCAGGUGUUUCAAUAACUUUUGGCCCCAAAAGAUCUUUAUGUUUCUUCACUCUUGAUCCUAAAGUCUUCAGUUUAAAAAACAUCAUCAACAGGAAAAGGUCUGCAGAGAAGGAUUCUGAACAAGUAGAAGGAAAGGAUGACAGAGAACUAAAAUCUGUUGAAGUUCCUGAUGAGGAAGAAAACAACAAGGAAGUGGUGGACAGUGAAAUACAGGCAGAGUCUGAGUCUGUACCAGAAUACAAGGAAGAUGAUGGAUGUGGGUUGGAACCUGAGUGUGAGACUCCUGAUGAUGAGCCCCUGGAGGAAUAUGAGUCCUACAAUAGAUGGAAUAGCCCCUGCAGGGGAUACGAAGCUGGGAAGGAGGAGGAGCCUUAUUCAUAUCCUUCCUCUUCCAUCUAUGAAUCUCACUAUGGAUCCAGCCCCUGCACUGUUUAUGGGAUGACUUCUGGAUGUCCAUCUCCCCAGUACUAUGCAAAGAAAUAUGGGACCCAUUAUACGUAUAUCACCUCUCCUAUAUAUGAGCCACAAAGUGCAUAUGAACUGUACGAUUCACAAUAUGGUGGCGAGUGCUGCCCUGUCGAUGAGUCCCAAUAUGAAUAUGAAUUUUCUCCGUCACCUGAGUCACAAUAUGUAUAUGAAACUUCCUUGGGGCACAAGUCUCAAUAUCGCUAUGAUGGCAAUUCUCCAUGUGAGUGGCAAUAUGGAUACGAGACUCCUCCAAUAUAUGAAACACGAUAUGGGGGCAAAACCUCCCGUGCAUGUGAAUCACCCUAUGAAUAUGAUUGCUCUCCUAUGUAUGACUGGCCCACACAGCAGAAUGAGUCAGAGACCAAAGAGGCUUCAACUCCUGAAUAUGAGAUCCCUGCUAGUUGGAAAAAACUGCAGAAGGAUUACACGUCCUCUCUAGGGAACACUGAACCAGAAGACAAACCAGACCCAUCUUUUAGAAGGAAUGAUAUUCCCCAAACAAUGAAGGAAUUAUCGGAUGGGUAUUGCCCAGUAGCUGGAAGCAAGACCCCUCUGGGUCACAGUGAAGGAGCACCCAACUCAAUUAAAGCCACUCCUUUAAGUAAUGCACUAGUUUUACCUUCUGAUGAGCAAGGCAACAGCCAGCAGACUCAGCCGCCAAAUGGAGUAAGGAAACGAUCAUCAGACAACCCAGAUGGGCUCCUCAGUGGCAUGAGGAAAUUUCUGGAUGGAACGAGGAAGCUUUUAUGUAGAGGGAACCAUCUUCCAAAAGAUCAACUUCCAGAAGGAGCCAAGUGGACCAGCCAACUUCCAAACAUAAACAGCUCACCCCAGAGAGGGAUGAGGCCAUUGCAUGGUGGUGGAAACUGCCUUCCGCAUGGAAGCAACCUGUUCUUAGACAAUCCCAGCAAGCCCAGAAGGGAGAAGAACCCAGGCAUGGGCCAAGGAAUUCCACUGCCUCUCUCAAGAGGAAGCUAUUGGACACGAGGGGGAAUGACACCUCAUCUUCCAGAUAUUUCAAGCACGCUCCUGGGCUCUGUAAAUAAGCUUCCAGGCAGGGGCAACUUCUCUCCCUUGAUUCCCCAUUCCAGCUCUUCCUAUAACUCCUAA
Python bivittatus (Burmese python) is the source of this 1914-nucleotide messenger RNA. The record is from RefSeq and is a predicted model, not a curated record. NCBI's taxonomy places the organism in Eukaryota, Metazoa, Chordata, Lepidosauria, Squamata, Pythonidae.